This is a messenger RNA of Trypanosoma cruzi, 618 nucleotides long. RefSeq lists its product as uncharacterized. The coding region runs from base 1 to 618 and encodes 205 amino acids. The record is from RefSeq and is a predicted model, not a curated record. Lineage: Eukaryota; Euglenozoa; Kinetoplastea; Trypanosomatida; Trypanosomatidae. The transcript has a single exon.
AUGCACAGCAGGAAUGGUGAACUGGGUGCUGUGUGCCAUGUGGCCAAUGCGGUGCACACAUGUAGCAACUGUGCCGCCAGCUGUGCAGCGGAAGAGGAAGGGGCCACCGUUGCAUUCACGAUGAAUGUGACGACGCAUAAAUACGCCGGCCCUUAUGAAUUGUGGUGGCGUCAAUUUUCCCCCGAUGGAACCAUCCAUCCGCCUGCACGGAGCGACGAUGCUGACCGGACGGGCAUCUGUCGGUUGCCGCCACCCCGUGAAGGGAAGGACGACACAAAAUCUGGUGGGACAACUGCGCCGCAAGUUAAUGCUGAGCCGUCACGUCAACACGAGGAUUGGCGACGGUCUGCGGCGGCUGACGGACCCAACACCGUCGAUCGGAGUCCCGCAUCCAACACGGCGACCAACACGUCCGAGACGAGACCUGAGUUUGCCAGCAAUCCGAACGAAGUGAUGGUCCCGAAUGCAUCCAAGAAGAGGCCUUCCUUUGCCAACGGUCCGAGAAUAUUAGUGGCGUCGAAUGCAUCCGGGAUCAUGUCUGUCACUUAUGGCGGCAGGGAACACGUUGCUGCGGGUAACACGGACGAGGUGAGUGAGCGCAGCGCCACUGGACACUAA